Equus caballus (horse) is the source of this 3345-nucleotide messenger RNA. RefSeq names its product phosphoinositide-3-kinase regulatory subunit 3 (gene PIK3R3). Gene Ontology annotation, biological process: phosphatidylinositol phosphate biosynthetic process; insulin receptor signaling pathway. Gene Ontology annotation, cellular component: phosphatidylinositol 3-kinase complex. Lineage: Eukaryota; Metazoa; Chordata; Mammalia; Perissodactyla; Equidae. Gene Ontology annotation, molecular function: 1-phosphatidylinositol-3-kinase regulator activity. The record is from RefSeq and is a predicted model, not a curated record.
ACUCUAGUGGCUGGAGUCAGGGCAGAGCGUGAGGGGAGCCGGUCCUGGCGGGCUUGCUCGCAGCCCAGCGGGAGCGCCCAGCCGAGCAGAGCUUACUGGACCCUCGGACCGGGCCCGAUUCCGAGGCUGCAGCAGCUUCGGUUCCGAGCCCGACCAGAACGGAGCCCGAGUCCCGGCCCCUGAGGGGAUCACUGUCUACGGACCAGUGGGACCCCAAAACUUGAACGCAAUCCCCAGCCCCCUUUUUAUGCCUUCCUUUGUCACUUCCCCACCUUCCUCACAACGCGUUCUUUUUUUCCCUCUUGAUUCUCCCUCCCUCGAAGGACACAAAAGUGGCUUCCGCGGAAAGAUUUGGAGGCGGUGGGAGCUUUUCUCUUUCGAGAGCGACGGAGUAGAAGGGAUUUUUGGGACGGCGCUUUUUUAACACCUCUACCCUCCGCCCCCAAGCUUCUCUGUACCUCUCGGAGGAGAAAAGCCCGUAGAUUGAAAGUUCCGGGGGCAUUUUGCUGGGUGCUGGAGGAGGAGAGAGGGGGAGGAGGACCCGGUCCUCGUCCUGGUACUUGGCUGGACUUGUACCGGCCGUUGGAAUCCCGAAGUACAUUUCCGUGUGGGACUUCUACAGAUAUAUAUUUUUAGAUUUUUAAAUAGCAGAUAAAAAAGAUAUAUGCUUUCUAUAUAUUUCUUGACAACCUGCCCCUGACAGCGCGAUGUACAAUACGGUGUGGAGUAUGGACCGCGAUGACGCAGACUGGAGGGAGGUGAUGAUGCCCUAUUCGACAGAACUGAUAUUUUAUAUUGAAAUGGAUCCUCCAGCCUGUCUUUUUGAAAACUACUGUUGCCAUGCAUCCUGAAGGUUUCUAAUGACUACAUGGAUUGAUACGUCUACUGUAACUUACCGACAAUCUCUUCCACCAAAGCCACCUAAGCCAAUGACUUCAGGCAUUUCAAAUGGAAUAAAGGACAGUUCUGUUUCUCUUCAGGAUGCAGAAUGGUACUGGGGGGAUAUUUCAAGGGAGGAGGUAAAUGACAAAUUACGAGACAUGCCAGAUGGUACCUUCUUGGUCAGAGAUGCCUCAACAAAAAUGCAGGGAGAUUACACUUUGACUUUGCGGAAGGGAGGCAAUAAUAAGUUAAUAAAGAUCUAUCAUCGAGAUGGUAAAUAUGGCUUUUCUGAUCCUCUGACCUUUAAUUCUGUGGUGGAGCUCAUUAACCACUAUCAUCACGAAUCUCUGGCUCAGUACAAUCCCAAACUUGAUGUGAAGCUGACGUACCCGGUGUCCAGGUACCAACAGGAUCAGUUGGUAAAAGAAGAUAACAUUGAUGCAGUAGGUAAAAAACUGCAAGAGUACCACUCUCAGUAUCAGGAAAAGAGUAAAGAGUAUGACAGGCUAUAUGAAGAAUAUACCAGAACAUCCCAGGAAAUACAGAUGAAGAGGACUGCAAUUGAAGCUUUUAAUGAAACAAUUAAAAUAUUUGAAGAGCAGUGUCACACACAAGAACAACAUAGCAAAGAAUAUAUUGAGCGAUUUCGCAGAGAGGGGAAUGAAAAGGAAAUUGAACGAAUUAUGAUGAAUUAUGACAAAUUGAAAUCACGUCUGGGUGAGAUUCAUGAUAGUAAAAUGCGUCUAGAGCAGGAUUUGAAGAAACAAGCUUUGGACAACCGGGAAAUAGAUAAAAAAAUGAACAGUAUCAAACCUGACCUGAUCCAGCUGCGCAAGAUCCGAGAUCAGCACCUUGUAUGGCUCAAUCACAAAGGAGUGAGACAGAAGCGCCUAAAUGCCUGGCUGGGAAUCAAGAAUGAGGAUGCUGAUGAGACCUAUUUUAUCAAUGAGGAAGAUGAAAGCCUGCCCCAUUAUGAUGAGAAAACCUGGUUUGUUGAGGAUAUCAAUCGAGUACAAGCAGAGGACUUGCUUUGUGGGAAGCCUGAUGGCGCAUUCUUAAUCCGUGAGAGCAGCAAGGAAGGAUGCUAUGCUUGCUCUGUGGUUGCCGAUGGGGAAGUGAAGCACUGUGUGAUCUACAGCACUGCUCGGGGCUAUGGCUUUGCGGAGCCCUACAACCUGUACAGCUCACUGAAGGAGCUGGUGCUCCAUUACCAGCAGACAUCGCUCGUUCAGCACAACGACUCGCUCAACGUCAGGCUUGCCUACCCUGUCCACGCACAGAUGCCCUCACUCUGCAGAUAAAGAGGGAGUGGGAAGAGCGGUGGCUCUCUAGCAUUUUUUUCUACCGUUUUUAUUAGACUAUGAGGGCAUUCUUUCUACGUAGACUGCUUGUUUUGCACAAGAAGUGAUUCUGUGAAUGUGAAGUGGAGAGGCCGAGCAGCCGCUGGCCAGGACGGGGCACAAGGGGCCUGGGCUUCUCUGGGACUCAGCCGUGCUGCCGCACUGACGUAGGAAACUGGAAGCAGAUGUUGUUUUUGGGCAAGUCUGUUUCAUUGGGGUUCUUGUUUUCUUUGGCCAAGGCACCCUCAACAGAACACAUUAGAUUGGUGGGGGUUGGGGGUUGCACCCGGAGACUCCUGAAGAGUCCAGGUCCUCUUUUGGUCUUCGACUCUGAGAAUGCGGCAGGGGCGCGGCUCUGUCGGGAGUUCUGUUUUGAUCUGGCAGUCUCUCUUCCUCCCAAAAAGAAGGCUGUUUUGGUUCUGUGGUAGAAUGGCAUUUGUGGGAAAGACAACCAAAGGAAAACGGGGACGCUUGGGAUUUCAUUUAGAGAAUCUUAGGCAAGGAGGUGAAAAACCUUCACCUGAAGGUACUUUAUUUCUUGACCAACAUAAUUUAGGCAUCAGCAUUUCGGUAGCUCGUCCCUCUAAAGAAGCAUUAUGUUUAGAAACCAAAUUGAUCCCAGCAAAACAGUGUUUGUUGCCGGACCAAGGUCUGAUGGAGGAAGGCGGCACUAGUAUCUGAACGCACACUUCUGUACCAAAACUUGAAAAGGAAAGGAAACUAGAAUUGAUUAGUUUUAGCAUACACUAAAAUUAGUCAGUGUAACUCAUUCUACCCUGCCCUUGUUUCUCAGAGAUGAGGAAUAGUGUUCUUUUUGUGGGCAUGGUGAGCUUUGAAUCCUAAAAUGAAGUUGGUGCUUGUGUGGUGUUUCCUUAGCCUAAAGAAUGACCUGUUGUUUGAAACCAUUGUAACUUGUUGUAUGAGUAAAGAAAAGGUGCAAUCCAGUGCUUUUAGAUGGCUUGAUAUACCAAAUAAUGACGUAGAACAACAUCCUUAUUAUAUGUGCUUCCCCAAGUUUAAAGGCCCUGCAGAAACAGUAAACAUGGUUUAUUUUCCCCUCAUCUCCUUGUCCUUUGCCGGGUAGGGCUUAGGGUAGCCAUAGUGGCUGAGGCUGUAGCAAGAA